Molecule: messenger RNA, 1042 nt
Organism: Drosophila takahashii
Lineage: Eukaryota; Metazoa; Arthropoda; Insecta; Diptera; Drosophilidae
Source: RefSeq, a predicted model, not a curated record
AUGUGGACAAUGGACAAUGGCCACCGGACACUGGACACUGGACACUUGGAUGUGCAGGAGGAUCUGCUGCAGGAUUCGGACUGCUGCGGCAAUGGUUGCACCAACUGCAUCCUGGACCACCGGCCACGGCCCAGCAAGCGCGUCCUGCUGGCCGGCAAACGCAACGUGAUCCUGGGCUACACGAAGUUCCGCCUGUUGCGCCGGGAAUCCAAAUCCGAUGGCCAGGUGCUCCUCCUGCACUUUGGCCACGCCGCCUCCGAGGAGAAGGAGGAGGAGGAGACGGAGACGGACGCCGUGCUAGACAUCCCACCCGGCCAUCAUGUGAUGCUGCGCGUCGGCUCCCUGCUGCGUCCCUAUUCGCCCUACUGGAGCGACUUCCUGGCCAGGGAGUUCCGCAUCCUGGUGAAGCUGCAGCCGGAUGGCGCCAUGUCCCGUCACCUCUCCGCCGUGCGGCCCAACGAUCUGCUCGAGUUCCGCGGACCCAUCGGCCAGUACGCGCAUGAUCCGCUGGAGGCCAAGUGCCUGUUUAUUCUCGCCCAGGGCGUGGCCAUUGCGCCCACCAUGCCGCUGGUUCGCCAGGUGCUGGAGAACGAGGAGGACAUGAGCCGGGUGUGGCACCUGGUCUGCGCCCGCGACCUGCAGCACGUCCACUUCCGCGAGGAGCUGCUCGAGUUUGCCCAGUUCUGGAACUACCGCAGCUGCCUCUACCUGCCGCAUCAGCAGUGCGAGGCGGAGGCUUGCCAGGAUCAGGAUCAGGAUCAGGUUGGGUGCCUCCACUUCCGCCGCAGCCUGCGCUACAAGGAGGCGGCCCGGGUGGCCCGCCUGGAUGCCUCCGAGCUUGCCAGCCACCUGAAUCCCUCCAUUCCCGGCCAGCGCGUCCUCAUCGUCGCCGGAGACGCCAGCUUCCAGAGGACCAUGGCCCAAUUGGCCAGCCAUUCCCUGGCCGUGGAUCCGGCCAGCGUUUAUUUGCUGUAAAUGUAAGUGUCUCGCGUUAUUUUAAAUAUUCACAAAAUUAAUUUCAGCAUGUUUUUGGUUCAUUUUA